Chara braunii is the source of this 4619-nucleotide messenger RNA. NCBI's taxonomy places the organism in Eukaryota, Viridiplantae, Streptophyta, Charophyceae, Charales, Characeae. The record is from the annotation of a GenBank genome assembly.
GGGUUGAAAGACUAAAACACGAAAGGCAUGGAAUCUCGGUGGGUGCAGCGAUCGGACUAAGAAAGCAGGAAAGGAGACAUUGCGAGAUGCCCCGGCGAAUGACGUUCUGGGCGGAUAGACCUCGUGGGAUCCUGCCACCAAGAAUAUCACAGGGCAGCGUCGAAAUAAGCCCGCCGGCAAGAAAUACGGUAGGCAAUCCGGUAAUGGACUGGGUGGGGGUAGAGUUGGUGGAAGAUACGGUGUACCUAGUAGUGAAGCUGGAAUGGCGGGCGAGAGGGGAGUUCCGGGGAGUAGACUUGAACCGCCCAGGACGUGUACAUGCGACGGGAUCCUUACACCUGUCGGACGAGGGAUGGCGGACCUUUGGGAUUGCUUUGGCUUCCGGGGAUGACCCCGUGCGAAUGUUCGAAGGGGCAUGGCAAGCGACGUGGCAGGAGGGGUUUGAGUUUGCAGAUCCGGAACGAGAUGACGUAACGGCGGAGGUAAAAGUCACCGCGGCAGGGGUUUUUGAGCUGCCAAAUGAGGUCGUACGGAUGAAACUAGGCAAAAUGGCAACGGAGGAGGAGACAGAUAACUGUAAGAGUGAAGGAGAACCAGGCUUAGAAGGCAGUCCCGCGCCAAGCGAAGGGGGGCAGAAGGACAGAGAAUCAAUAAAUCCGGAUGGUACUAAAGGGAACCGGAAGGAAAUCUCCACAGGAGAAAGCUCGGGGAAAGCCGGGGGAAGCAGGCAAGGGACCCAGGGGACCAAGGAAGGCAGAAAUAAGGAUAGGACAAGCCCCCGAAACUCGGAAGGAGCCAUGCCUAAAAAAGUAAGGGUCACAGACACGAGGCGCAAACUAGCCGAGAUAGACAAGAGAACCGCGGAAUACAAGGCAAGACUAAUUGAGGAAAUGAUGACUAGGAACGAAGAAGGUCGUCUGCAGGAGGUAACCCGGGACGAACGGAAAGCCAGCCAAGGUGGGACUGGACAAGGGGAUAAAGGUAGUGACCGUGGGGGAACGCCGAGCAAGAGAAGGAAAGAGAGAGGAAACUCUUCGAGGAUGGAAGCAGAAAAGGCUACGACUCCGCCAGCCAUGGACAGUAGGGCUAGCCGUCUGCCGAUCACGCCAGCAGUAGCGCAAGGAUGCGAAGGACUUUGGAGCCUUAGGGAAAGAGUGUUGGGAUGGUUUGACCCGGAACGAACUAUGAAAACCAGGGAGGGACAGAAGACCAGCAAAGAAAGUCCGGAUAACAGUGUGGCAGGCGAGGCCAACAACUCCAAGGGCGGCCUUAAGAAGAUAGUGUCGUCCCUCGCGCGAGCACUAAACAAAAAUCAAGGCUAUCUGACAGACGCCAAGAAAAAGCUGACUUUCGAUGGAGCAAACAUCACGGAGUUCCUGAUCGACUACGAGAACGUAGCUGCGUUACUAAAGUGGACCGAGGAGGAAAAGAUGGACCAUCUAGGACAACAUGUGUCGUUAAGUCUAAGACGGGAUAUAAUGGUCAUUGUAGCCGCAAGCCGGUCUUGGAAGGAGACCCGGGAUGUGAUGAUGAGGAAGUACCUAGCGGCAGAAAAAAUGGCAACGGGGGUCGACCUAGCGACAGUUCAGAGGAAGAACUUCGCAACCACGGUAACGGAUCUGGCUGAGAAAACGGUAGUAACGGAGACGUUGGCCUUGCUCAAGGAAGGAGAGAUCAUAGAUCUGACCGGUAGGACGGGCAACAAGGUAAAGAAGGGGAUUGAAAGUCUACAUGAACGGGUGCACGGGGUCAACAAUAAGAUUGAAAGGAUGGAAGGCGCGCUACUGGUUAUGCAAGCGCAAGUAUCCCGACCUGCCCUCCCUCCCCAGGAAGCUGUGGUCCCGCCAGGUGUACCAAACCGGGGAUUCGGACGGAGAGAUCCUGCUAACGAGCAAUGCAAGUACUGCACCGCGAUAGGACAUUAUGUGCGCGCAUGCCCAAAGCUCAACCAUGAUAUUCUGAAAAGAAGGUGUACCAGGUCAUUAAAGGGGGAGAUAUUUGGACCACAAGGGGAACGGGUGAACUGGAAUUCACCAGGAGGGAUGCGGCGAGUCAUUAUCAUGCUCAACGGGUUAGAAAUAACCGUCGUAGAAGCGCAACCAGUGGGUGAGAUCAUCUGGGAUCAACUCCGGGGGCGCGGACCGCAGGCCAACUUUAUUUUGGAAAGCGACGGACGUGAUAGGGUGAACGCAACCACUCGACUGGGAACGGCCGGGAGAAGGAUUAACCGUGACACCAUUAUGGAGGAGGUCGCUGGAAGCUCCGAACCCCAGGCAGAGCCUGAGGCCGAGGAACCAGAGAAAGUCUAUGAGAAGCCUAGGGAAGAGGAGCCUGCGGACAAGGAUACCUCCGCUAAGAAGAAGUUUAGGUAUCAAAUCCCGAUCUUAACCUUGUCGGAGCUCGACGACACCAUUAGCAAGUUACUAGGAACCAUGGUGUCGGUGUCUUUUCAGACCAUGUUGCAGGCUAGCCUUAGGUUGCUCAAAAGGCUCAGACAACUGUUGACUCGGAGGCGAGUAGAAAUAGGCGACAACCCCGAAUUACUAGAAGGGGAGAGGGAGGAGGAAGCUCCGCAAGAAGUGGCUAACCUUCAGAGGAGUCAAGGAGACUUGGAGGAUAUCGAAAAGGCCUUUGCAGACAUUCGUUUGAGCUUGCCCGACCGAGAGGGUGGCGAAGUCAUGAGAUUGCCACCCGGGACGAAGCUUAGCUUUCAUGCGCUGCCCGUAGGGAAACUGAAAAUCCACAUCGGGAGUCAUCAUACUGACGCAUUAGAAGCCGGAUCCAGCAAAGACCGACAAGAUAUCACAGUGGCCGACACCGCUGCGCACGACAAUGGAGGGAUGGAGGAUGCAGAGCCCAUAGACGCCUUCCUCGAAUACGAAGGAGGAACUCUUGCGGUAGACAACAAAAUGAUGAGCGAAGAAUGCACAUCGGGAGAACUAUUGAUCCAGACUUUGGAGAAAGGGGCACCUGUCGUAGUAGCAGAACUUAGAGAAGGACCAGUUACCACUCGAGGACGCAGAGAAGAACAUGACUCAUGGGGAGCGAUGGUAGGACCGAAAGAGGAACUAAUGGCCAUGGCGGUCGAAGGAGGCCAGGAAGCAGUGAUGAGCUUAGUGGAAUCUUGGAAAAGGAAAAAGUUGCAAUGGGUGGUAAACCAGAUGCAGGAAGGAAAGGAUGGGGGCCAGGAAGGGGAGGAGUUUUUCUAUGUCCAAUUAUACGAAGGGCUCUUUCGGGAGAUCGGACUGUUGUUAGUAGGAAACAAACAACCUACGGAAGUCAGUAUUAAAGCAAGAGAAGAAGCCGAAAGGUACGUCCUAAGGGGCGGGCAUUUGUUCCGAAGGGAGGAAGGUGCUAUGCCCAGAAGGGUUGUGUGCGGAAGACCUAGGCAAGUAGACGUUAUCCAGGCAAUGCACGACGGGUUAGCUGGAGGUCAUCGGUCGUCCAAAGGAACACUUGCAAAGAUAACGUCGCUUUAUUAUUGGUCAGGCAUGGCAGACAUGGUCGCUAUAUACUGCCAGACUUGCCUUAUUUGCCAAGAACGAAGCUCGGUACAAGUCUUCGAGCCGCUUAGACCAACACGGGUGCUAGGGUCAGGACAUCUGGUCCACCUCGACCUUGCGGUCAUGCUUGUAUCAACGGAUGGGUACAGGUAUAUCCUGGAUGCACGAGACAACUUGAGUGGGUUCGUGGAGAAAGUCGCCCUCAAGAAAAAGACAGGGAGGAGUGUGACGAACUGGAUAGAAGACUUCUACUUAAGGCAUCCGUUCGUAAGGAGGUUUAUAGCAGACAAUGAGACGGAAUUUGUGAACCAAGAAGUAUUGGGGAUGCUUAAGAGACUAUGCGUACCAAUCAAACUCAUCGAGCCGUAUCACCCUGAGGCCAAUGCACCUGUGGAAAGGGGGCACCGAACCUUGAAGAACACGAUUGCAAAGCUCGCAGCAGACCAUCUGGGGAACUGGCCUAGAUAUCUUAAGCAGGUUGUCUUUGCAGAGAAUAUGACUCCUAAAAGGACAACAGGAUGUAUCCCGGCAGAGCUUUGGUACGGAAGAGAGAUCGACUUUCCUGUGGAAGCCUUGGUACCUACCUGGAAUAGGUUAGAUGAUGAUCUGCAAAUGACCACUGAAGAGUUAAUCGAGGCAAGAUGUCAACAAAUCCUUAAGAAUGAGAAGGUCAUGAAAGACAUCGCCAGCCGGGUGCUGGACAGCAGAAUGAGGGACAAAGCAAGGUGGGACCAGGUUAAGAAUAUCAGAAAGGAACCACUUCAGGUGGGGGAGAUGGUAUUGCUAAGGAACUCGGCACUAGAAAGUACUUGGUCGGGACAGUUGGGAAGGAGGUUCAAAGGCCCCUACCGGGUCGCCAAGCGGGUGGGACUGAACACCUUCAAACUGGAAGAUUUGGAUGAAACUGGAUUGAAAGGGCCCUUCCCGGGGCAACGGCUGAUCAGGUUUCUAAGUCGAGACCCAGUGGAACAAUGGCUUCAGGAGGCCGAAGAUAAGGAAAUAGAGGAGCCACAAGCUAAAGACUGACCACAACCUUGCCCACACUAUGGUUUGUCUCUGACCAUGUUCGUGGGACUGUCAUUUUUUUUUUGGGACUGGCGCUUUGGCUUGGACUGA